GAAGCGCAUUCCCCUCUUCCCCUCUCCCUAAAACCCUAACCUCUCCCCCGCCUCCGCCCCCAAACCCCUCAGCCGCCGCCGGCGAAGCGCGCGGCGAGAUGGCGCUCUACCUGCUCUUCGAGUCCGCCUCCGGGUACGCGCUCUUCCACGCGCACGGCAUCGACGAGAUUGGGCAGAGCGUGGACGCCGUCCGCUCCACCGUGCUGGACCUCAAGCGGUUCAGCAAGGCCGUCAAGCUCGCCGGGUUCACCCCCUUCCUCUCCGCCGUCGACGCCCUCAACCAGUGCAACGCCAUCUCCGAAGGGAUCAUGACUGACGAGCUUAGGAACUUCCUGGAGCUCAACCUGCCCAAGGUGAAGGAGGGGAAGAAGGCCAAGUUCACCGUCGGCGUCAUGGAGCCCAAGGUCGGGUCCCACAUCACCGAGGCCACCGGAAUCCCUUGCCAGUCCAACGACUAUGUCCAGGAACUGCUUCGUGCAGUGCGGCUGCAUUUUGAUCAAUUCAUUGAGCAACUCAAGCCAUCUGACCUGGAGAAGGCCCAGCUAGGUCUGGGACAUAGCUAUAGCAGGGCCAAGGUGAAGUUCAAUGUGAAUCGUGUGGAUAAUAUGGUGAUUCAAGCUAUCUUUCUGUUGGAUACACUUGAUAAGGAUGUCAAUUCCUUCUCUAUGAGAGUGAGGGAGUGGUAUGGAUGGCAUUUUCCUGAGCUGGUCAAGAUUGUGAAUGACAACUACCUCUAUGCUAAGCUUGCCAAGUUUGUGGUAAACAAAUCUGACUUGUCAGAGAAGGACAUUCCAGCUUUAGCGGAUCUAAUUGGAGAUGAAGACAAGGCAAAAGAAAUUGUUGAGGCAGCAAAGGCAUCUAUGGGCCAGGAUCUUUCACCUGUUGAUUUGAUCAAUGUCCAACAGUUUGCUCAGAGGGUCAUGAAUCUAUCUGAGUACCGUAAAAAUCUCUAUGAGUAUCUGGUGACAAAGAUGAAUGAUAUUGCACCAAACCUGACAUCAUUGAUUGGUGAAAUGGUUGGAGCUCGGCUAAUCUCUCAUGCUGGCAGUCUUUCAAAUCUUGCAAAAUGCCCUGCCUCUACUCUGCAGAUACUGGGUGCUGAAAAGGCACUCUUUAGAGCUCUGAAAACACGUGGAAACACACCAAAGUAUGGCCUCAUAUUCCACUCAUCUUUUAUUGGUCGUGCAUCAACCAAGAAUAAGGGAAGGAUGGCUCGUUACCUUGCAAACAAAUGUUCCAUUGCUUCACGAAUUGACUGCUAUUCAGAUAUGAGUAGCUCCAUUUUUGGUGAGAAGCUGCGUGAACAGGUUGAGGAGAGGCUAGAUUUCUACGAUAAGGGUGUUGCACCCCGCAAGAACCUUGAUGUGAUGAAAGCUGCUAUUGAUGGCUUGACAAACACAGAGGAUGAUGACGGCAAAGAGAAUGGUGACACAUCUGUGAAGAAAAGCAAGAAGAAGAAGUCCAAAGCUGAGGCUAACGGUGACGCGAUGGACGUUGAGAAUGCUGCCCAUGGCGAUGACGAGACCCCUAAGAAGAAGAAGAAGCACAAGCUUGAGGAGCCGCAGGAUGAGGAGAUGCAAGCCAAUGGCGAUGACGAGACCCCUAAGAAGAAGAAAAAGAAGAACCGCGACGCCGAGUCUGUUGAUCCUAAGACUGGCACCGAGGGGAAAUCCAAGAAAAAGAAGAAGAAAUCCAAGACUGAUGACGAGUAGUAGAUUAGUACCUUAGUACCUAGCAGCGAGUGUUGAAGCCGAUUGAGGAUGAAAUUUUUGUACCGACUGUUUAAGUGUGUACACUUUGAGCCUCUUUGAGCCCUUGAUGAGGUCUGUAAUGUAGCGUGGCAUGGACUGAAGCGGCGAAUCUGCAUUACAUUUGAUGUUGCA
Messenger RNA from Aegilops tauschii subsp. strangulata, 1883 nucleotides. RefSeq names its product nucleolar protein 56. Gene Ontology annotation, cellular component: small-subunit processome; box C/D methylation guide snoRNP complex. NCBI's taxonomy places the organism in Eukaryota, Viridiplantae, Streptophyta, Magnoliopsida, Poales, Poaceae. The record is from RefSeq and is a predicted model, not a curated record. Gene Ontology annotation, molecular function: snoRNA binding.